Molecule: messenger RNA, 3259 nt
Organism: Sarcophilus harrisii (Tasmanian devil)
Lineage: Eukaryota; Metazoa; Chordata; Mammalia; Dasyuromorphia; Dasyuridae
Gene: KCNJ15
Product: potassium inwardly rectifying channel subfamily J member 15
Exons: 2
Coding region: 246-1373 (375 amino acids)
Biological process (GO): regulation of monoatomic ion transmembrane transport; potassium ion import across plasma membrane
Cellular component (GO): plasma membrane
Molecular function (GO): inward rectifier potassium channel activity
Source: RefSeq, a predicted model, not a curated record
AUUCCUUUCCUCCGUCUCCUCUCUCUCACUUUCUCCUUCUCUCUCUGGGUUCAUUCAGGUAAUUGUUAGUAACAAUCAAACCAAUUUUCUUUUUUUUCCCAGUGAGAGUGAACAAGAGACAUCUUCAUUUUUCUAUUUUCCUGAAGGAUCCAGAAUUAGCUGUUUAUUCUUUGUUCUGUUAUGACAACAUAUAACAAGAAGUCUGCAUAUAUUGAUCUUUGCAGGAUAUUAGCAAGAUAUUAAAAAUGGAAGCCAUUCACAUCAAUAUGUCAAGCAAUCCUCCUAUGAAUCACACAACUAAUUCUGAACUCAAGACAAAGAGACCUCGGGUCAUGUCAAAAAGUGGACACAGCAAUGUAAGGAUUGACAAAGUUGAUGGCAUCUACCUACUUUACCUUCAGGAUUUAUGGACAACAGUAAUUGACAUGAAAUGGAGGUACAAACUCUCUCUAUUUGCUGCCACUUUUGUGGUGACCUGGUUCCUAUUUGGAGUCAUCUAUUUUGUGAUUGCAUUUAUUCAUGGGGAUUUGGAACCAAGUGAGCAUUUCCCAAAUCAAACAGCCUGCAUUAUGAAUGUCAACUCUUUAACUGGUGCAUUUCUCUUUUCUCUUGAAUCCCAGACAACUAUUGGAUAUGGUGUACGUUUUGUCACUGAAGAAUGUCCUCAUGCCAUUUUCUUGCUGGUUACUCAACUGGUUAUAACAACCUUAAUUGAGAUCUUUAUCACUGGCACUUUCUUGGCCAAAAUUGCAAGACCUAAAAAACGGGCUGAGACCAUUAAGUUUAGCCAUUGUGCAGUCAUUACCAAACACAAUGGGAAGUUAUGUCUGGUGAUUCAAGUGGCCAACAUGAGGAAAAGUUUGUUGAUCCAGUGCCAGCUCUCUGGCAAGCUCCUCAAGACUCACCUUACUAAGGAAGGGGAAAGAAUAUUACUCAACCAAGCCACUGUCAAGUUUCAUGUGGACUCUUCUUCUGAAAGUCCCUUCCUCAUUCUACCCAUGACAUUUUAUCAUGUUCUGGAUGAGACAAGUCCCCUGAGAGAUCUGACAUCACAAAAUCUGAAAGAAAAGGAUUUUGAAUUGGUAGUUCUUCUCAAUGCCACAGUGGAGUCCACUAGUGCUGUCUGCCAGAGCCGAACAUCUUAUAUACCAGAAGAGAUCUACUGGGGAUUUGAAUUUGUACCUGUUGUAUCUCUCUCCAAAAAUGGAAAAUAUGUGGCUGAUUUCAGUCAGUUUGAAGAAAUUCGAAGAAGUUCAGACUGUACUUUUUAUUGUGUAGACCCAGAAAAACAAAAACUUGAAAUGAAAUACAGGGAGGAAGAGCAAAGGGAUAGAGAACUUAGGACAAUGUUGUUACAACACAGCAAUAUGUAAUUAUUUUGGAAUCUAAAAUUUUAACUUUACAAGCUAAUUCUCCAAAUUAUAAAAGGGUAAGAAUCUGUAGAAUAUAAGCUCUUGAGGACAGAAACUAUGUCACUCUUGUCUUUGUAUCUCCAGUCCCCAGUAAGUGCCUUGCAUAGAGUAGGUAUUUAAUACAAGUUUGUUGAAUUAAAUUAUUCUGUCUUCUAUGAAGCUACUAAUUAUAAAUAUUUGCAGGGGCCAUUAAAAAAUGCUGUAAGGGAGGGGGAAAAAGUGGAUCCUUCCUUUAUAUUCAGCCAAAAAAAAAUUUUUUUCUACAUGAAAAAUUCCUUGACUGUACUUACUAUGCUUUUAAAAAAAAUCUCUCAAAAAUAAAAUAUUCUAAUAAUGAGUUUGGAAGAACUUGGUCAAGUAUAAUUCUAAGAAUUUCACUCCUUCCAGAAGAUUGAUAAACACCAAUGGAAUAAAUAUUUAAAGGAAACAGGACUGUAUAAAGAUAAUUACACAAAGUAUUUAUUUGAUUCAAAAAGUGACAAAAUAGACAAAAAUGAUGUAGCCAUAAUUUAAAUCUUGUUUCUUGGAGAAAAUUAUGUUAAUGUUUGCUUGAAUUGAUAAUUGGCUACACUUUAACAGAUUUCUAAAAACAUUAGUUUCUUAAGAUUAUUUACUUUUUACCACUUAUCUAUUAAAUGGUUUGCUUUAUAUUUAUUAUCUAGAGUGAUUAACCAAAACAAUGAUUAGAUAUCAUUAAAAUUUAUUUCUUCAGGAUGCCGUUUGAGAGGAUAUUCUAGAAAUGUGUGUGUUCAAGGUAAUUUGUUCAGUUUUGGACAAUAGGAAUGAGUAACUUUAUAAAUUAAUUGCUUUUGCUGGGUUGUUUCCUACCUCUUUUUUAUUUUUAUUUUAAACAGGACAUUGGAUUCUAGGAGGAAGAAAAAUGGAAAUGAUGAUGAUGUAAAAAAGAUAAACAUUAAUAAGAAUAUGUUUUGUUAGUUAAAUUACUUGUCUGUGGGCAUAUAGGAUGUGUCAGUGGUAGAAUUUGAUUUUACUGACUUCAAGGUCAUUCUUCUGUCCAUUAUGUCAUGACAUGUUUUGUCUUUCUACACUUGACACAAAAUUGUGUGAUAUAAUAUGUAAGACAACAAUGCUCACAUGUAUAUUUCCUUUCUUUAUUGAAUUCUUUCAGUUUGCAUUUGAUUCACUUGAGUACAAUUUUGCCUUAAGGUUUUCUCCAAUUUGCAGCAUAUUCAUAAAAGAUUCUUAGAAAACUGUAACAAUGAGGAGAACUUUAUGCAACAAUGCAUUGUUUGUAAUAUCUAGACUUAGAAUAGCAUAGGACACAUUCCCCAAAGGUAUUCAUAUUGUUGUGGAAGAUAUCCCACGUAGAUUACAAAAGAAAGAGGGAUUCAUUGAUAGUAAGGUCCCAUGAGAUCUCAUGUUUAUAGGUGACAUGCUGAGUUCAUCAAGCUCAGAUCACUGAAGAACCACUUUAAAUGAGAUUCAUAAACACUCAUGAGUUUGACUUUGGAAAGCAAAGAAGAUGAAGAAUACAUAUUUUUAACAUUGCGAAUUGUAGUUUGAUGGAAAUUCCAUAGACCUACUCUUUGAAGACAUACAUCUUGGACAAACAAUGUAGAUGAAUAAUUAAUCUCUCCUGUAAUUGAAAAGAAUGAAGAGCUGAAUUGCCUUUGGGAAAUCAAACUCCAAGUUUUUCUCUGAAACAAAGGCUUGUGUUUUUAAUAUUAGUAUCCUUCUGACAAUAUUUUGGUUCCAAGUUAUGGAAUACAAUGAUUUCUUUAAAAUUAAAUUCAUGAUUCAUUCACAUUAUAUAACUGGCAAAAUAAAUUACAAUAUCUUGCCAAUGAGGAACUAGAUAGCAUAAUCAGUGAGCUCUGGAUCUGGAG